Molecule: messenger RNA, 1745 nt
Organism: Hippopotamus amphibius kiboko
Lineage: Eukaryota; Metazoa; Chordata; Mammalia; Artiodactyla; Hippopotamidae
Product: transcription initiation factor TFIID subunit 4-like
Exons: 6
Coding region: 1-1578 (525 amino acids)
Source: RefSeq, a predicted model, not a curated record
AUGGUGGGCGCGGGGCGCGGGGCCCGCGUCACGCCGAGCAGCGGGCAGGGCGCGCGGCGCCCUCCAUCCACGCCCGGCCGGGGCGCAGCGCGGCGGCGGCGGCGGCGGCGGCGGCGAGCGCGGGGACCGCCGGCCGAGGCAGGAAGGAGCGCUCGAGUUUCCGAGGGACAUUGGAACGCGGAGCUGUCCGUCACGCGCUCAUCUGCAUAUUCGGGCGCCCGCCCCUCCCCUGCUCCGCCCGCUCCAGCCGCCCGGCCGCGGCCGGGGGAGGGGCGGGACCGGCGGGGGAGGGGAAGGCGGAGGAGCGGGAGGCGGGCGGCCGGGCGGGGGGAGGAGGAGGAGGAGGAAGGGACGCGCAGGCUUUUGUGGCGCAGUCGCCUCUCGCGCAGCCCCGGCCCGCGGCCCCGCAGCCUGGCGGGGCCGAGCCGUGCGCACCCCCGCCCACUCGCGCGGACUCCGGGCCCCCGCCCCCGCCGCCCCGCUCCCCCACCUCCCGCGCCCGGCCCCGCAGCCCCCGCCGCGCGGGCCCCCUGCCCCUGCCCCGCCCCCAGCUCGGCCCGCGAGGACCGGGCGGAGGCCGCCCGCUGCCACUCGGGGGCACGAACGGCCCGCGCCCCCCUCUCCGCCCGGGUGACCGCGCGCAGGACCCUGGGGCCCGGGCCCGGAGCCGCGGGUGAUGGGGCGGGAGUGUGGCACCCGAGGCCCGGGUCCUCCUGGGGGUGGCGUGCGCGGCGCUCCCUUCCACCUUGCUGGGUCCAGCCUGCCCGCCGUGCGGCGCGAGGCUCCCCGCGUGGCCUCGCGUCUGCUCGCCUGCCCCGCGCCGCCCAGCCUGUCCCCGCGGGACCCGGAUCCGGGGCGCUUUCGUUGCGAACUGCCAGGAGGGCCCUGAGACCGCCUCUGGCACGACUUGAAGCCUCGCUGUCACUCGGGAACGGACGAAAAAGCGACAGGCUGGUGGCGCGGGCGGUGCAGUCGGCAACACAGGUGGCUCAGCCUCCAGCCCUGUUGGUCGGGCAGCUCGCGGAGUGGCCAGAGGCAUCGCGUUGGGGUCGCGAUCGUGAAGGCGCCGCGCGCGUCCUGCGACCGCUCUGCUGGGCGCGGCUGCAGCGCGGGGACCAGGAGGCUCCAGCCUCAGGCCUGAUCGCCUGCGGAACCUUCGAGGCGGUCGGGCUGCGUUUGUCUUUCCCCGGGUCCAAGGGAACCAGCUGUAAACUGCAGUGCUGGGCUGGAACAGAACCCACCCUGCUAGGCCUGCGGGUGCGUGCCUCCCGAUUUAAGUUGGCUGGGUCUUCUUUUUUAAGACGCAGUCGAAAGAACAGGCUGAACGUGUGGAGGCUCGACGCGGGGGCUCGGCGCGCGGCCGCCUGCGAGGGUGGCCUGGCGUCGCUGGAACUGCGUCCCGGGUCACCGCGGGGAGCGCUCGGCUGCGCCCCGGGCCCCGCGGCCGCCUCCCUCGGAGAGAGCAGGGACCUGGAUGCUUCGCUCUCGGACGAGGAGGGCGUCCAGGCCUGCGGAGCGUCUGGGUCCGGACGGGCACUUGACUUGUGUGGCUCUCAGUUGCCCUCCGAGCUGGAGUGAACUCGAAGGGCAGCCACGCAGGGCCGACCAGUGGACGGUGCCUUUGGAACAAGUCGGCGUGGACGUGCACAUUUCAAGGAGCCGUGGGUUCCUGGAGGCCAGGCUCCGGGAAACGGCGGAAAGGCGGGCUGGGCUGCGCGCCCUCCACCCGCGGCCGGUCCCCGGGC